AUGAUAGAAUUAGGAGAAAAAAAAUAUAUUAAAGCUAGUUAAAGAAAAAAACAUCAUUAGGUGUUAGAAUCUGAUGAUUUCUAUAAAACUAUCCUCUAAGAGUAAGAUGAAAACUCAUCUUUUAUGAAUUGCAAAAGAGGACCCCAAGAAUCCAUCGAUGAAGAAUAUCUUUCUAGAUAAAUCAAAGCACCAUUUAUAAAGUGCUUACCUGAUUUUCAAGAAAAAUAACAUCAAAAUUAUUCAAAUUAGGAGUUGUCGGAUUAAGAAAUUUGUAAAUUGAAAAGUUAUUGGUCUAAUGAAUUUAAAUUGAAUAAUUAAUAAGUGGAAUUGUUAAAUGAAAAUUAUCUUUUAAAUCCUGAGAACGAAUAGGAAUAUUAAAUUAUCGAAGUUAAUUCAUUAGACCCAUUAACAACAUUUUCUUCAAAUCAUACUGGUUUGACUAUUAAUGAAAUAUACAAAUAAAAUAAAAAAAAUUCAUCUUAAAUAAUUCACAAAGGUAUUUUAAGGAAAACUAUUUAAAAAUGA
Molecule: messenger RNA, 525 nt
Organism: Paramecium octaurelia
Lineage: Eukaryota; Ciliophora; Oligohymenophorea; Peniculida; Parameciidae
Source: the annotation of a GenBank genome assembly